Drosophila grimshawi is the source of this 1218-nucleotide messenger RNA. Its product is annotated as ester hydrolase C11orf54 homolog. Bases 120 to 1094 code for a protein of 324 amino acids. Lineage: Eukaryota; Metazoa; Arthropoda; Insecta; Diptera; Drosophilidae. Gene Ontology annotation, cellular component: nucleus. Gene Ontology annotation, molecular function: hydrolase activity, acting on ester bonds; zinc ion binding. The transcript has 2 exons. The record is from RefSeq and is a predicted model, not a curated record.
GUCGCGUUUGCAACAAUCGAGCGCACAGAUCUCUCGCAAAGCGGAGCUCACAGCUGGAAUUACGAAAAAAAGGAGCAAUUUUUGGAAAGUAAAGAACAAAACAGAAAACACAACUAAAGAUGAGCACGCAGAGUCAACUGAAUACGGCGCAGUUGGUGUUUGAAGAGAAGCCAUUGUAUGUGCCCUCGUUGGAAGAGUUGCAGUCAGUUAUACAGGGUGCACUGGAUAAGAACUUUGCCACCGCCAGUGUAAAUGUGGGCACCUGUCCAGAUCUAAAAGCGCCACAAUUUGGCCUGGUCGAGUCUGGUUUGGGUGGCAAACCGAUUUUGCUGGAGGUGGGAGGUCCUCCGUAUUUGCUGCCGCUAGUGCAGCGCGAGAAGUUAUACAACAUUAAGGAGAUCACACGCAGGGCACAGGGUGCCCAGGGCAAAAUAUUUGCCAUAGGCGCCGGCGCCGGACCAUUUCCCAUACGCAACUCCAAUUGCGAGGGCAUCUACAAUCUGUCCGUGAGUGCGGAGAAUGAGCUCAACAAUGGCAGCUAUACGGCCACGGUGCGGGGCGAGCACGAGGAAUGCGUCCUGGAACGCAUACCCAGCACUGAGCCACGCUGUGCCCUGCUCCUGAAUCUCUUCGUGUGCAGUGGUGAAACGGGACCCGUGCUGAAGAUCAGUGCCAAGCGGCGCAAGGGCGAGUUUAAUUUUGUGGAGUGCAUACGCAAGGGAUUGGAGAAGCACUAUGACGACCAGGUCGUUGGCCUGGGUGGCAUCUUUCUCGUUAAGAGCGGAGCCGUUCAUCAGCAUGUGAUGCGGGAUUUUAGCACUACGCCCAUUCACACGGAUGAGGAGGUCAAUCAGUGGCUCAAGUUUUAUGAGAUGCCCGCCCAGCUGAAUGCCGUCGGCACACUGGUCACCAAGGAGCACGAUCUCGAUUUGCGACUGCAGCACUUUCACUCCUUCUCCUUCAGCAACUGGGGUGGACACUAUCACUACGACACCACGCCGGACUCAGUCGAAUACGAGGCAUAUCUCAAUGUGGCUGAGCGUGUGGUUCGCGUUGAUCCCCCCGCCGACACCCACAAAGUGGGCAGGGACUGAAUCGCCUUUCUCCAGUAACAAAAAAAAACACAAAAAACAAAAAAUAAUAGAGCUUAAAGUUAAAUUUAGUAAAUAAAUAUUCAUUUGAUAGAUGAAAAAAAUAAUAUAAAUGUGUGAAAAUUGA